AUGAUGGAGGGUUUAGAAUACAUCCUCAAGGAUGAUGAUGAUGAACCUGGUGAUCUUCAUCCUGAGGAUGAUACAGGCAACUAUGACAUGGAGGAUGAAGAGUUCAAUCAUCCUUCAGUGCAAAAGUCUGCCAACAUUGAAGAUGUUGAAGAUGUCCCAGUGGAGAACAUCAUACCCACUAACAUGCGAGCUAUGUCAAUUAAGCCUGUUGGCUUACCAGUAGUAUGA
Dacryopinax primogenitus is the source of this 228-nucleotide messenger RNA. RefSeq lists its product as uncharacterized. The transcript is spliced from 2 exons. The coding region runs from base 1 to 228 and encodes 75 amino acids. Lineage: Eukaryota; Fungi; Basidiomycota; Dacrymycetes; Dacrymycetales; Dacrymycetaceae. The record is from RefSeq and is a predicted model, not a curated record.